CUAAUUUGUUGCAAAUUCUGAUACGAUCUUUCUUGCUCGGGAAUUCCGACUCCUCUCUCUCUCUCUCUCCCGUACUAUAUCAUAACCGUCUCUUCACCCCCAACAACAACUUCACACAAUUUUCACCUCCUCUCUCUCUCUCUCUCUCUCUCUCUAAACAAAGCUUCGAAGAUGUCUUGGGCAAUUGCUCGCACUGUCAUUGGCAUUAUUGGGAAUGUCACCUCUUUCUUCCUGUUUGGCUCGCCAAUUAAGGAGGUGGCUUACAGAAUUUGCAAGAACAAAUCAGUGGAGGGCUUCCAGCCAUAUCCGUACAUUGGAGCCACGAUAAACUGUAUAUUCUGGGUCUUUUACGGCAUCAUUACCCCAAACAGCACCCUCGUUGUCACAAUCAAUUCCAUUGGUCUCUUUUUGCAGUUGGUCUAUCUCGCCAUAUUCUUGUAUUUUUCAAAGCAGCAAAGGCGCAAGAUUGCUCUUUUUCUCUUGGCCGAGGUGGCAGUCACUGUUGUUAUUGCUUGUAUUGCACUUCUAGCAAUCCACUCCAAGAGCACUAGAUCCAUUCUUGUGGGUGUUUUCUCAGUUCUAUUUGGACUGAUUCUCUAUGGCUCCCCUCUCAUCAUCAUGAAAAAGGUUAUCGUUACCAAAAGCGUGGAAUUUAUGCCCGUGUGGCUCUCUGUGGCCUGUUUCUCUAAUGGUGUUAUCUGGGCGGCCUAUGCUUUGAUCAAGGUUCCCCCCACCAUGAGGAUUGACUGGUACAUCUUGAUUUCCAAUGGUGUUGGAGCAAUUUUCGCCGCUGCCCAGCUCAUUCUGUACGCCACUUAUUACAGUUCAACUCCGAAAUCAAAGACCAGUGAUGAUCCGAAGAAGCCGAAGGGCUCGAAACCUGAGGUGCAGCUAUCGGAAGUCUGAUCGAUCACUCCCUCCCAACUUAGGAUGUCCACAAAUAUCCGUUCCUCUAGACUUGGGUUUUUUUUUCCUGGAAAUAUUUGGAAUUUUGGGAUUUCUAUGGUACAGUUUCGGAAUUUUGUUUUUACGUUCUUGAUUUUGGUAGGAUUGAACACAUUAUAACAAGGCAUGGUUUUUCU
Molecule: messenger RNA, 1082 nt
Organism: Rhododendron vialii
Lineage: Eukaryota; Viridiplantae; Streptophyta; Magnoliopsida; Ericales; Ericaceae
Product: bidirectional sugar transporter SWEET7b-like
Exons: 6
Coding region: 172-906 (244 amino acids)
Biological process (GO): carbohydrate transport
Cellular component (GO): membrane
Molecular function (GO): sugar transmembrane transporter activity
Source: RefSeq, a predicted model, not a curated record